This is a messenger RNA of Aspergillus neoniger CBS 115656, 1635 nucleotides long. RefSeq lists its product as uncharacterized. Bases 1 to 1635 code for a protein of 544 amino acids. The record is from RefSeq and is a predicted model, not a curated record. The transcript has 5 exons. Gene Ontology annotation, biological process: siderophore biosynthetic process. Lineage: Eukaryota; Fungi; Ascomycota; Eurotiomycetes; Eurotiales; Aspergillaceae.
AUGCUGUUGCAGACCGUUGGAAUAGGACCAGAUACAGUGGGAAAGGAUGGAUCGAGAGACUCAACUACAUGGCCCCAUAAUGAUCGGCAAACCUUGAGACAUCUUAGCAUGACAGGACCCCUACUAGGAAACUCCCUAUCGCCCAAUCGGCGACGGGCGCUCUUUGAGACAACUAAACGAGUACUUGCCAGUGCGAUAAACGAUGGGAUAGCCUGCGCAACCCUUGAGUCAUGUAACAGCACCAGUCUGUUGUUGUGCUUACGCAGUCCCGGAGGAGCCAUGGCCAGUGAUGAAGACGCUUGGAUCAUGUGCGGUAUGCGAGCUGACGCAUAUACCGAAACAGACGGUGGCAGGGUUCUUGGGUUUGUGCGGGCGGACGAUCUCCUGGGGCCUGUGCUAAGCCGGAACCUCAACGGCGAGAUAUCAGAGGAGCUUGACCCUGGUGUGAUUUGUCGCGUUAUCUGCCGCUGGCGUUCUCGCCAAGAUGAAGAACACGCGGUAGAGACGCUUGUAAAGGAGUUAACCUUAUCGAAGUUACACCGAGCCUGCCUUGCCCAGUCACCCCUAGAUCCCAUCAUGCCCGAUGAUAUCCCUUAUCUACUAGAACCCGAACUAUCAUUCCUCUGCGUUCCAAAGUCAGACAUGAAAGUCUUCGGGCCAUUCCAGUCACUUCUGGACCCACUCAUAACAUCUCUUGGGAUUCCCAAGCCUGAUGAUACAAUCAAUGAGAUCGUAAUACCGUGUUUCAGUCGCCAACUCCCAGCUAUCACGCCACUAUUCCCGAAAGCACGCAUUCUGAGGGCUGUCCAAAACCGUUGCCGAGCACAACUCUCCAUGCGGACUGUCUCUAUGAUGCCAGACGUGGGCGGCUCCCCGUUGCACCUGAAGCUAUCACUGAACUGUCAAAUCACAUCUCGUCUGAGGACCAUAUCCCCCGAUGCUGCAGCCUUGGCACCCGCAGUUGGGAAGAUUCUUCAAACGGCGGACAUAGGGGAGACACUCAUUCCCGUUGCGGGACUCCUGCAGAAACCUCUGAACGACGAUCGAACGUACAUGGAGAUUAUAUUCGGUCUUGAUGACUUGAAGGAAAAGCAAGCCUGGUUCAGAAAAUACCUCACCAAAUUAUUCUCCCUCAUUCUCCCCCCUAUGAUCCGCCACGGAGUCUACGUCGAAGCUCAUAGCCAAAAUAUCCUCGUCCGCGUCAAUCUCACAAGCAAGGAGGUAACCGGGUUUGCGCUUCGUGACUUUGACGGAAUCGGAAUCCAUCCUCCGACGUUUCUUCUUCGCCAUUCCGACAACAAGAAUGAUGCCCUCAAUGUUAUUCCCUCCAGUACUCGCAAUCUUAAUAAUGAUCUAUAUUCAAUGUGCGACCAGGUGCAUCACGCUCUUCUCCAGGCGCAUGUGGGUCACCUCUUAUACAUGCUGGGAUUAGAAUCGAAGGGCGGAUGGCGUAUUGUGCGUGAAGAACUAGAGAGGGCGUUGAACCCUUCCGAGGAUCCAGAUGGUCGGCUGCUGUAUGACUACUGGAUGAAGGAUACGAUGGCGUCUAAAUCUUUUCUGGAGAUGCGGUUGCGGGAUGCAUAUGCAAAGUGUUGUAUGAGGGAAUUGCCGAAUAUCCUUCUUCGGGGUGCUUGA